This is a messenger RNA of Hemibagrus wyckioides, 923 nucleotides long. RefSeq names its product baculoviral IAP repeat containing 5a (gene birc5a). Bases 115 to 543 code for a protein of 142 amino acids. NCBI's taxonomy places the organism in Eukaryota, Metazoa, Chordata, Actinopteri, Siluriformes, Bagridae. The transcript has 4 exons. The record is from RefSeq and is a predicted model, not a curated record.
CUCAGCUUGACCAAUCAAAUCUUGUGCUCGGAAAUUUAAACAUUACCAGCUGACCUUUAUCGUGUCCGUGUCUUUCUGCGAAACGUCGUUAAAUUAUUAAAUUACGUUGUAAAUAUGGAUCAUAUUAACGACGAGCCCACAAAGUUGUAUUUUUAUGAAAACAGGCUUUUAACCUUUGAUAGCUGGCCAUUUCAGGAAGACUGCGUUUGUACUCCUGAGAACAUGGCUAAAGCAGGAUUCAUUCACGUGCCCUCUGAGAACAGUCCUGAUAUUGCACAGUGCUUCUUCUGUCUUAAAGAGCUGGAAGGCUGGGAACCAGAAGAUGACCCUGAAAAGGAGCAUAAAUCACAUUCACCCAGCUGCAAUUUCAUCACAUUGAAGAAGUCUGUGGAGAGUCUGACUGUGGAGGAGUUUCUCAGGCUUCAGAAAGAGAGGCAGAAAUUUAUUAUUAAAAAGAUGUGUGGCCAGGCCAUUGACAAAUUUGAAGAAGCAGUGAAGUUGAAACGAGGACAGAUCAUCCAGUCUGCCAUGGGUGAAGAAUGAGGAUAAUAAAUAUGACGCUGCUGUUGUUAUUGCUUUCACAAGACAUUAUUUCCAAUUAUCCAUAAUUUGAUCUUUUUGAUAAUCAACUCAUUUGGAGUAGGUGAAGUUUGUAUAUAUGUAUAUAGCCUGUCUCUGUAGACUUUAGACUUUAUUUGGACCGGACACUGGAAUGUUUCAGUUUGGGUAAUUUUAUGCAUUCUUUCCUGGAAAUAAACCUUUGUUUUAAAGUCAUGGCUGACUUCUGAGUCAUUUUAAAUUCUAUAAGGAUGUCACAUUGUGCGUAAGUACUUUUCCUAAUCACAAUAAAAUGGUGCAUUUAGAAAAUUACAGUUUGGAUGUAGAGUCUGAGUUAUUAUAAUGUGAGAUAAGAACUAACUGAA